Paramuricea clavata is the source of this 804-nucleotide messenger RNA. The record is from the annotation of a GenBank genome assembly. NCBI's taxonomy places the organism in Eukaryota, Metazoa, Cnidaria, Anthozoa, Malacalcyonacea, Plexauridae.
AUGGCAGUUGGACUGGCAAACGUUCUAAGAAUAAAUUUGGUACUUUUCACGUCAAUGGAAAAAGUUAAAACUAUACCAAUAGUACCAAGAGAAAAGGUAUUAUGCAAUCAUGCACUUUACCUGGCUUUUAACAAUUGUGGAUGUGGACAUUAUGAUGCUGUUGUAGAGUCAGUUAAACAGGUUACUAGUACAGAUGAAGAAGUAUAUUCUACUGAAAAUGAGGCAUCGGAACACGAAAAUCAGGAAAGAAAAAGUUGCCGUUGUGGUAGGGGAGCUGCAAGACAAAACAAAGAGAAAAUGUUUUGUUUUCAAGUUCCAGGUGAACGUCGGUCACAGUGCCCUUGCUUACGCGAAAUGAAAAAAUGUUCGUCGGCGUGUAGUUGUUUUAAUUGCAACAAUCCUCACGGAACAAAGUCCGAUAACACCACAGAAACAUCAACAUCCCAGAAACGAAAUCGUGAAAAGCAAUCUCUACAGGGAUUACGAAAGACAAGUUUGGAGUACAUGUUGCAAUGCGGCGAGAAACCAAAGGACCCAACUUGGAACAGGAUGGAAAAGUACGUUUUAAAAUCACUUGUCGAUCAUUUAGUUGAAAAUGGAGAAUUCACGAACGAAAGUGACUUGACGAGUUCUUACAACGAGUUGGUGGAUAUAGUUAAUGAAAUACCCGACGUUAAUCUUUUACUUCACAAAAAAAGUAAAAAGGUAGUGCAACAGAUGAUGAAAAAGACUACACAGCAGGCAGAAUUGUUUCGGCAAUUAUAUAUACAACAAGCCGAAGAGAAUGUAGCUAAGAAAUCAUAG